CUUGACCAUCCUGGGCAAGCAGGAGGACUUGGCCCGGGUGGUGGUUCUGGUUGUUUGUCUUUUUUUUUUCUUUGUGGUUCUUGCUCUCUGCACACCCACCACUGAGCUGGCAUGCUCGCCGGAGCAAGUGGCUUUCGCCGGCCCGGGCGCCCACUGGAUGCUUUUCUAUGUAGAUGGCUGCUGUGGAGUUUCCCACGUCCUGCAUUGUCUCAGCUGCGUGGCCGCGAGUUGUCUGCCUUGGAAGCCACAGGCCAAAAAGAUUGGACGACGAGUUGCCGGAACACUGCUCAGAAUAACUCAAAGGAGGGGCUGGUGCAGAGAGUGGGGCACAGUUGUCUGCAUUGCCAAGUCUUUUUUGGUUGGGAACCGCCCUCCACUCGCGAGUUUCAAAGCCUGCCUGCAUCCACGCUUCCGAACCACGACAGAACACCUGUUUCUGGGCCCGCAGUCGGUGAUGUGGACAAGAGAGUCUCUGCAUGCUGCAGAGCCAGCGGGCACGGAAGUCGCGUCGGCCAGCACACCUUUGGACAACACACGCGUCAUUCUCGCGGUACGUUCGUUGCGCCUGGACAGGGUUGGCCAGACUCAUUUUCUGCCGCCCGGCUCUCUGCUCGCUGCUUGCCUGCCUGCCUGCUCCUCCCUGACCUUCUUCUUCUGGCGUGUGUGAGUGGGGGCAGCCACAGGUUUUGCGAUCUUGAUGCUUGGAGUGUGCAUAAGCAUUCCUUGUUGGUGCGAGACCACGCCGGCACGCGCAUAACCUGUCUGUGGGCAUUAUUGUCUUCUGGACGCUUCCUCCAGCAAUGGGUCUCACGCGGUCAUCGAUCUUGGCACGGAGCGGGGCAGCGUCUGAAAGCACUAAAACACUCGAGGCAGAUGUCGGAGCAUCUUGUCAGCUCCUGCAUGGCGAUCCCCGGCACAUGCCCGGCUGUCACGAUCCCUGGACAGCAUCCCAAGGGCCAUGUUCGUGCCCAUGGCAAUUCCAGAUCAGGACAAGUACGUGCAUAUCCAAGAGCCAGGGACAGGCCGAGAGGGUCAGAUGGAGUCUCUAGCCGGAAUCUGAGGCAACUCGCAUCUCAGACGGAAGAAAAACCCCAGGAUCUGUGGCUUCGGCACUUGGUGACGAUGGGGCGGUGUGGCUUCGUGCGGACCGCUAUGAUGUGUAAGAGCGGGCUGCAACGCACAGUCCCCUGACUGUUUCUUUUCUGAUCGACCCGGGCCUAGAAUGCGCGUUCAAGCUGUGGAAACUGGCCGCAGUCGUGUUCGAGGCUAGAAAAAGGAAGUAGCAGCACAGUCCUCAUUCAACUACUCUCUCGUCCUGCUCAGUUCAGUGUUGCUGAAGUCCAUGCCUGGAUAUCAGCAAGUAUUUCAAGUUUUAUGUAAUAGAUGUGCAAGCCACUCGAGUUGUCUGUUCCAGGGUGGCUUCCAAGCUUCGAAGAUUGCGUGCUUGUGGCUGUGCUUCAGCUACAGACGUGUUAUGUCUCGAACCUG
Messenger RNA from Microdochium trichocladiopsis, 1488 nucleotides. RefSeq lists its product as uncharacterized. The transcript has a single exon. The record is from RefSeq and is a predicted model, not a curated record. Bases 112 to 1191 code for a protein of 359 amino acids. NCBI's taxonomy places the organism in Eukaryota, Fungi, Ascomycota, Sordariomycetes, Xylariales, Microdochiaceae.